AUGGCGGCUGGACUUAAGACUAUCAUCGCGCUCUCGUUUGUGCUUGCAAUCGGCUUCCUGCUCGUCAUCCUUUCCUCGGCUCUCUGGCACAAGUACUGGCCUCUGUUGGUUGUCGCCAUUUACGUUGUUGCGCCGCUCCCCAAUUGGAUCUGUGGACGAUGUGCAAAUCCGGAUGAUUUCAUGGACAGCUCAAGCAACUCAGUGAUGGACUUUGGACGAUUCAUGACUGGUUUCCUGGUUCUGACUGGUAUUGCACUCCCCGCCAUCCUGGCGCAUAGCGGCGCGAUCGAAAUCCCAGCCAUGAUCAUGUCGAUUCUUGGCGGUCUCUUGAUUUACGGCACGAUUAUUAGCUUCUCUAUGUUUUUCCAGGAACAGGAAGAGUUCUGA
Molecule: messenger RNA, 387 nt
Organism: Penicillium macrosclerotiorum
Lineage: Eukaryota; Fungi; Ascomycota; Eurotiomycetes; Eurotiales; Aspergillaceae
Product: Vps55 family protein
Exons: 3
Coding region: 1-387 (128 amino acids)
Biological process (GO): late endosome to vacuole transport via multivesicular body sorting pathway
Cellular component (GO): Vps55/Vps68 complex; endosome
Source: RefSeq, a predicted model, not a curated record